AUGACGCAGCCUGGGAAGCCCACAGCGGGGGUCCUCCAGAUCCCUGUGGCGGCCACACAGAAAUCCGGCUCAGGAGCGCCUCCAAAGAAGGCUCCCAAACCCCCCGCUCCACGUCUGAAGCUCUUGAUCCGACGUCUACCUCCUGGGCUUACUCAAGUCGAGCUUGAGUUUGCUCUGGGGGACGAAUGGAAGGCAGGGGCAGGAAAGGUCGACUGGCUUCACUAUAAGCCUGGUAAGGUUUCGAAAGAUCCUGCGAAGCCCUCCCGUCCCUCACGAGCCUACAUCCACGUUGUGUCCACCGAACAUGUUACACCCCUCUCAGACAAGGUGCGCCAGGAGUCGUUCCAAGAUGCCCGUCAUACCUUCAACGAUCCGAUUCUGCUUGGACCUCCAUCCCUCGAGUAUGCAGCGUAUGCCAAAACACCCGGAAGCCGCUCUCGCAAGGAUGCCCGUCAGGGUACGAUUGAUCAAGACUCGGACUUUAUUGCGUUCCUCGAAAGCCUAACCCAACCCAUCACCAAACCAGCCCCUGUCGAUUCAAUGGCAGAUGCUGAAGAAAAGAAGAAGGAGUCUGUUACAACUACCCCGCUAGUGCAAUACAUCAAGGACAAGAAAGCAAGCAAGUCGAAGGACGGGGGCUCCAAAUCCUCCAAGCAUAGCCGCGCGGACAAGGAAAACAAGCAAGAGAAAGUGAUGGCGAAGAAACUUUUGCAGAGAGCCGACAAAGAAACCAGCUCAACCUCUGAGAAGAAGAGCAGGGCAGAGAAGACAAGCAAGGAAUCCACAAAGGCAACCAAACAAGCAGCUGCCAAUGCCAAGGCAGGCAAAUCCGCUGCUACAGAGCGCGGAAAUGUUGCGGCAGCUACUAAAAUCCUCCAGCGCGACCUUGGAAUUUCGACCUCUGGAGGCCGCCGGCGCGGCAAAGGUGGUGCUGGUGAUACUGGUUCUCCCAAGAAUGAAAGCUCUCGCGAUUCCCCCGCUCCACCCACUGAGGCUCCCAAGAAGGAAUCUGCCAAAUCUGCGAAGAACGCUUCUACAUCUACAAAGUCCAAGGACGAAUUAUCCUCGCGAGCAUCCGAAGUCAGCCCUGCGCCAGCCACGAACGCACCCACGAAAUCGUCCAAAGGCAGCAAAGCGAAGCCGGCCGCCAGCCCGGCGCCCACCGCGACACAGGCAUUCUUGAAACAUGCCAACCCUUCUCAGGGUGUCACCGAGGCACUAUUGGAGGCUGCAUUCUCCUCCUUUGGAACAGUGACCAAGGUUGAGAUUGACAAGAAGAAGGGAUUCGGAUAUGUGAGCUUCGCGGGGUCCGACGGACUUCAAAAGGCCAUUGCGGCCAGUCCCGUCUCGGUCGCCCAGAGUCAGGUGGUGGUGCUGGAGCGCAAAGUCAACCCCCAUCCCAACACAGAGAAGUCUCGCAAAGGUCGCGAUGCACCGGCACCCAAAACCAACAAGGACAAGGCCAAGGCCAGUGAAGGAGGUGGAAACAAUGCCGGGUCAUCACGCGGGUCUCGUGGAGGACGUGGAUCACGCAACAAAGGACCCAAGGGAGGCAACGGAAACAGUGCAGCGUCAGAGAAGACCGGAGGAACCGGAGGAACCGAGGCUACCUGA
Messenger RNA from Penicillium nucicola, 1614 nucleotides. Its product is annotated as putative nonsense-mediated mRNA decay protein Upf3. The record is from RefSeq and is a predicted model, not a curated record. Gene Ontology annotation, biological process: positive regulation of translation; nuclear-transcribed mRNA catabolic process, nonsense-mediated decay. Lineage: Eukaryota; Fungi; Ascomycota; Eurotiomycetes; Eurotiales; Aspergillaceae. The transcript has 3 exons. Gene Ontology annotation, molecular function: mRNA binding. Bases 1 to 1614 code for a protein of 537 amino acids. Gene Ontology annotation, cellular component: nucleolus; cytoplasm.